Messenger RNA from Adineta steineri, 1038 nucleotides. Lineage: Eukaryota; Metazoa; Rotifera; Eurotatoria; Adinetida; Adinetidae. The record is from the annotation of a GenBank genome assembly.
AUGUCAGAAGGAAAUCGAAGAUUAGAUAUAAAUUCACUAAUAUCAAAAACAUCUCAACCAAAAAAUCGCUUUAUUUUAUAUGGUAUAUUAUGUUUAAUUAUAAUUAGUCUUACUGUAACAACUAUUAUAUUUGGUGUUUUAUGGAAAGGUGAAAAAUCUAAAUCGAAUUCUAUAUAUGCAGUUGCAAAAGGUACUAUUGGUUUUCCUAAUCGUUUACCUGAUGAUGGAGAAUAUAUCCAAUGGACAGUAUUACAAUUAAAUGAUGUUUAUGAAAUGUUACCAUUAGAUGAAGGAAGAAAAGGUGGUUUAGCUCGUGUUGCUCGUGUUCGACAAUUAUUAUUAGAAGAAAAUGUUCAUACAUAUACAAUAUUAUCAGGUGAUUUUCUUUCACCAUCAGCAUUAAGUCAAUCAAUAAUUAAUGGAACAACAUUAAAUGGUCGACAAAUGAUUGCAUCUAUGAAUACAUUAGGCAUCGAUUAUGUUGCAUUUGGUAAUCAUGAAUUUGAUUUAAAUGAAACUGAACUUAUUUCACGAAUGAAAGAAUCAACAUUUACAUGGAUUGCUUCCAAUGUAUUUCAACCAAAUAAUGAUCAACCAUUUUCAUCAAGUAUUAAAUAUAAAAUUUUAACAAUUAAAAAUAUUCAAAUACUUUUUAUUGGUUUAACAAUUGAUGUUGAUAAAUCAUAUGUUAGAAUAAUUAAUCAAACAUCACUUAUUCCAUUUGUUCAACAAUUUCUUAAAAAUAUAUCUCAUAUUAAAUAUGAUGUUUUAAUUGCAUUAACACAUGUUGAUUUAGCAACAGAUAUAAAAUUAUCAGAAAAUAUUCCUGAAAUUGAUUUAAUUUUAGGUGGACAUGAACAUGAAGAUUAUUUUUUAGCUCGAGGUUCAAAUUAUAUUCCAAUAACAAAAGCGGAUACAAAUGCAUAUACUGUUUAUAUUCAUCGAUGUGCUUUUAAUAUCAAUACAAAACGUUUUCGUGUUUAUAGAACAUUAACAGAAAUAACUCCUGAAUUAGAAGAUGAACAAAAAGACAGCUGA